AUGGCCCUGGUGCGGGGCGCCGAGCCCGCGGCGGGGCCCUCCCGCUGGCUACCCACGCACGUCCAGGUGACUGUGCUGCGGGCCCGCGGGCUGCGGGGCAAGAGCUCGGGAGCGGGCAGCACCAGCGACGCGUACACGGUGAUCCAGGUGGGCCGCGAGAAGUACAGCACGUCGGUGGUGGAGAAGACGCCGGGCUGCCCGGAGUGGCGCGAGGAGUGCUCUUUCGAGCUGCCGCCCGGUGCCCUGGACGGCCUGCUGCGGGCGCAGGAGGCCGAUGCGGGCCCGGCUCCCUGGGCCGCGGGCUCCGCCGCCGCCUGCCAGCUGGUGCUCACCACCAUGCACCGCUCGCUCAUCGGCGUUGACAAGUUCCUGGGCCAGGCCACGGUGGCGCUGGACGAGGUCUUCGGCGCAGGCCGCGCCCAGCAUACGCAGUGGUACAAGCUGCACUCCAAGGCCGGCAAGAAGGAGAAGGAACGUGGGGAGAUCCAAGUCACAAUCCAGUUCACUCGCAACAACUUGAGCGCCAGCAUGUUUGACCUGUCCAUGAAGGACAAGCCGCGGUCCCCUUUCAGCAAGAUCAAGGACAAGAUGAAGGGCAAGAAGAAGUUUGAGCUGGAAUCUGCCUCCGCCAUCCUGCCAAGCAGCGCCCUGGAGGACCCCGAGCUGGGCAGCCUGGGCAAGAUGGGCAAAGCCAAAGGCUUCUUCCUCCGCAACAAGCUGCGCAAGUCCUCUCUGACGCAGUCCAACACCUCGCUAGGCUCGGACAGCACGCUGUCCUCGGCCAGUGGGAGCCUGGCCUACCAGGGCCCGGGCGCUGAGCUCCUUACUCGCUCGCCUAGCCGCAGCAGCUGGUUGUCCAGCGAAGGGGGCAGGGACUCCACCCAGUCCCCCAAGUUGCUGACCCACAAAAGGACCUACAGCGAUGAGGCCAGCCAGAUGCGAGCGGCUCCACCCCGAUCCCUUCUGGACCUCCAGGGCCACCUGGAAACUGCCUCCCGCUCCUCACUCUGCGUCAAUGGGAGCCACAUUUACAAUGAGGAGCCCCAGGCCCCCCUGCGGCACCGCAGCUCCAUCUCGGGCCCAUUUCCACCCUCCGGCUCCCUGCACGGCGGGUCCUCCCGGCCUGCCGAGGAGGGGCCUCGGGCCGCAGAUGACUUGGGGGGCGGAGGCAGCCGCAGCACCAGCAGCUCAGAGGUGCCGCCCGGACAGGAGGAGCCGAGCUCUCAGGCCCAAGUGUUGGUCCCUGGCGCCAGCCGCUCUGGAGAGGAGGAGGGGGCCCGGCUCCCCGAGGCCAAGCCGGUACAGGUCGCCACACCCAUGGUGGCCUCCUCUGAGGCUGUGGCCGAGAAGGAGGGAGCCCGGAAGGAGGAGCGGAAGCCCCGGAUGGGCCUCUUCCACCAUCACCACCAGGGACUGAGUCGGAGCGAGUUGGGGCGCCGCGGCUCUCUGGGGGAGAAGGGGGGUCCCGCCCUGGGGGCCUCCCCCCACCACCCAUCCAGUGGUGAAGAAAAGGCCAAGAGUAGCUGGUUUGGCUUGAGAGAAGCCAAGGAACCAACUCAGAAACCGAGUCCCCACCCUGUGAAGCCACUUAAUGCUGCCCCUGUGGAGGGCAGCCCAGACAGGAAGCAGUCCCGCUCCAGUCUGAGCACAGCUCUGAGCAGUGGGCUGGAGAAGCUCAAGACUGUCACGUCGGGCAGCGUGCAGCCUGUGGCUCCAGCCCCCCAAGUUGGCCAGACUCUGGACACCAAGAGGCUGAAGGACUCAGGGGUGCUGGACCAGUCGGCCAAGUACUACCACCUGACCCACGACGAGCUCAUCAGCCUGCUCUUGCAGCGGGAGCGGGAGCUGAGCCAGCGGGAUGAGCACGUGCGGGAGCUGGAGAGCUACAUUGACCGGCUGCUGGUGCGGAUCAUGGAGACCUCGCCCACACUGCUGCAGAUCCCCCCGGACCCCUCCAAGUAGCCUCCUCACCCCUGCCCCCGGGAGGGUGGGCGUGAGCCCACUGCCCAAACUGGGCCUGCGCUGCCCUCCUUCCCGCUGUACUCACUCUCAGCUGGGCAGGCUGCUGUCUGUCCUCUGUUGUCACUCCCUGC
Messenger RNA from Odobenus rosmarus divergens (Pacific walrus), 2093 nucleotides. RefSeq names its product RAB11 family interacting protein 5 (class I) (gene RAB11FIP5). Lineage: Eukaryota; Metazoa; Chordata; Mammalia; Carnivora; Odobenidae. The record is from RefSeq and is a predicted model, not a curated record. Gene Ontology annotation, biological process: regulated exocytosis. Gene Ontology annotation, molecular function: small GTPase binding. Gene Ontology annotation, cellular component: phagocytic vesicle; mitochondrion; recycling endosome. The transcript is spliced from 5 exons. The coding region runs from base 1 to 1962 and encodes 653 amino acids.